GUUGUAAACAGAGGCUGCAGCUUCUCGCAGGCCAAAGUGAAACAUCACUUUUUAAGAUGAAUAACGUCGAGUGUGAACGGUUAGAUAGUCUGGAGGGCUGGGUGGCGGUGAAAAGUAACAUAUUUGAAGAAACUGAGACGUUUAAACUCGGCUUUAUCGUACAGUGGAAUGUCAUAGAGUGUAAGUUUGCUGUCACUUGCCAUAACCGGACGUUACAACGGCAGAAACGAAAAGCUGAGGUAACGGCUAGUGACCCACAGAUGAGUUGGGCUGGACUCUUCUCCGUGAACGACUUGAAACAUAUCCAUCAACAGUUUACAUGCGUGUCAGACAUCUUGUCGACCUGCUUUCCGGAUUUAUCAGAGUUUGAGGAGGGCAACAUUUGGGACUUGCUCUUCCUGACUCGGAGGUCGGGUCCUGAAGACGACGAUGAGAGGGAUUUUGACACACCGUGUCGAAAACUGGAGAAAUAUUUCAGCACUGCCAUCGACCUCUGCGGCAGAAAAAUUGUUCUCGAUACGUUAUUCACGCAGGACGAGCGGGAUGUGGAGGAAUACUUUGAAAAUCUUCAGGAGUUCAAGAGGAAGACCAUGCAGGAGGAGAUGGGCAGGGCCAAGGUUCACCUGCGAAAGCUACUGCAGACUCAUGGCUCUGCAGACGGGAUGGUUGCCCUCCUCAGCAUCUAUGAUGAAGAAGAUGAAGCCUAUCAAGACCUGGUCACUGUGGCCACCACCUUUUUCCAGUAUCUGCUACAGCCUUUCAGGGACAUGAGAGAGCUGGCCUGUCUCUACAAGAUAGAGAUAUUGAAGUCUUUGGAGUUUGAAGACUUGGGUCCUAAGAGAAUUGCAGCGUUGGAGAAGGAGGCGGAGGAGUGGAAAACAAAAGCAAACGAAGCAGUUGCAUCAAUUCAGGACAUCACUGUCACCUACUUUGCACAGACUUCAAAGGCUCUAGCUGGUAUGUUAAAGCAGAUGGAGGAGGAUAAGUGUCGUUUUGGAGCAGCAGCCUGGGCGUCUGCAGCACCCCGAAUGGAGAAACUACGCUUCCUAUUGGCCAAAGAAACCCUGCAGCACAUGAGAACCACAGAAAUGUGCCUCAACCGCAAGAAGGACGGCAUCAGAGAACGGAUGGGCAGUCUUUCUGGCAAAGUUGACAGCAAUAAAAAUUCUGGCUCUGCGUCUGAGGACGACCAGCAGCAGGACACAGUGGACCAGCUGGAACUGCAGUUCUAUGAAACCCAACUGGAGCUGUAUGACACCAAGUUUGUGAUACUGAAGCACGAGGAGCAGCUGCUGGUGGCUCAGAUUGACACCCUGCGGCGGCAGAUUAAAGAGCUGAAAGAGGAGGUGGUGUACUACGAUGUGUGUGAGGAUCCAGAGGAGCUGCAGAGCAUGCUCCACACCAGUAUUCACCCAGCAGACUCUCCUGCUGUCAGUCAGCUUAAAAAACGACUUCAAAACCUGGAGGCCAAGAGAGGCAACAUCUGUGCCCGGCGGGCUUAUCUGCGCAACAAAAAGGAUCAGUGCAUGGAAGCUAACGAGCAGAAGCAGCAGCUGGCCAAGCAGAGCUCCAUCCUCUACAGCCAGCAUCAUCAAGUCCACCUGAAUCGAGAAAAGAGGAAGGAGGAGGAGCAGAAGAGGAAACAGUGGGUGGACCAGGAGCGAGAGAAGACUCUGAACAGAUUACGAUCAUUCAGAGAGAAGCGUCAGGGCCAGUUCAUCCUGAAGACUCCACAGUCCAGGACGUCUCCUUCAGAAGUCUCGUGUCCUUCCCAGCCGAUGUCGAUCAUCAGCAUCGGCCCCUCAGAGGGACCCCCUUCCAUCCGUCCAGCACCCAAAAAACGCAACAAAAUACCAAAAAAACAGCAGCCUAAGGACAUCCCUAUCCAAAUCUUCUCUGCACCACCACCACCUCCAACCAUGGCCUGUCCAACUGCACAUCCUCCCCCACCACCACCACCUCCUCCGCCACCACCUCCACCACCACUGCCUGCAGUUCCUCCACCUGUCCAACCCCCACCUUCCUCUGAAGACACCCCGUUGCCUCUCAGUGAAAGAGAAUACCCCCCUUUUCCAGCAAAGAGCAUGCUCAAACAAAACAUAGGAACGAUGGAUGAAGUGUUGGCCUCCUUGCAGCGUGGACAGAUCCAGCUCAGAAAGGUCCAGGCUCCAAGAAUGGCACCCGUUGCUGAGGAUGCAAGAAGUUCUUUGAUGUCUGCCAUCAGGCAGGGUGUCACACUGAAGAAGGUGGUUCCUGCACGUGCAGAAGUCCCAAACAGCAGAGACACUGAGCUGGAGCGCAGCAUCAAAGCAGCCAUGAUGAGGAUGAAGAAGGUGUCAGCCGAUUCUGAUGAGGAGGACAGAGGAGACGACGACACACCAAGUGCAGACUGGGAUAGCUGAGAGCACACAAACACAAAUGCACAGUCACACCGAAGAAGCUGUUCUCCUAGAUUACCCCUGCUGUGUUUAUUUUUUUUUUAAGUUCUGAGCUACAGCUUAUGCCACUGUCAAAUUUGACUUAAAAGUAUUUUCUCCCUUAGGAGGACUAGAUUAAACCUCCUCUUACUGCAGUGCUGCGGUUUGUUUAAGUAGUUUAUUAAUAAUCGUUUUUGCCAUUUUUCAAAAUAGCCCUGAGUUGUUGCAUUAAAUCUAAAAGUGCUCAAAUGAGAAUACAGAUUUAGUCUUCUCUACAGCAGUUGGUUUGCAGAAAUCCCAAACUGAGUAAAUGAGGCUUUAGAAGAAAAGCCGAGCUGUAGUGUUGUAGCACAAAGUGUGUAAAUGAUUGAAUUUCUCCCAGCUCUGCAUUUGAAAGCCUUUAGUGAGGCUGUCACACAGCAGGGGAAGCCUGAGCUGCAGGCAGAGACGACUACACUACAUGACUCCACUGUCACUAACGCUCAUUUUCCUGCAAUGCUGAGUCUACACUCAGUCAACUUCUCUUGUUUUGAAUGUAGAAAGCUCUGAGCAAAUGUAACCUGAUUUUACCCCCAUAAGGGCUAUGGUAGCGUUUGCACCUUCUUAUAUAACAAAGGAACAUUGAAGUCCUGGGGAGCAGCAGUGUUAAUUAUUUACAGCCUACAUGUCUGAUGUGUGCGUCAUUGUUUGUGUUUCAGGCUGUUUGAUGCACUCUUUUGUCCUGGUGUUUACUGUGUCGGAAAUGUGGGAAUGUGCUAGGCUUAAUUUAGCUGCUAAUUACAUAUCAUGCAUUAUUUCCUCCUUUAUCAUGCCAUAUCAAAUCAAGAGAUUCUGAUUAUGUUUUUAAUAAUAAAUACCGUCUUAUGAAUCAAGAAUUACUCACUGCAGCUUGCUCUUUAAAUGUGGUUAAAUCCUCAGAACAAAUUGUCGACUUGUGUUGGACAAACGUAUGCACUUAUUUCCUUUAAACCUGUGACACACAGCACUUAAUUUAGCUGAAUCUGUGUUAAAAUAAUAUAGACUAUACUGUAAGGAAAAUAGCAUUUGACAGUGAAUUGCUGCGCUGUACGACAAUGUUUCAUUGUGCUAAGUAACUUACUCCAGUGUGUUAGAGAUCAGCUGAUGAUACCUGAGGCUCGAACACACAAAGCUGUACUGCUGUUUUUUAAAAUAAAGACAAAAUGUUUGAUCAGAA
Molecule: messenger RNA, 3612 nt
Organism: Cheilinus undulatus (humphead wrasse)
Lineage: Eukaryota; Metazoa; Chordata; Actinopteri; Labriformes; Labridae
Product: WASP homolog-associated protein with actin, membranes and microtubules
Exons: 11
Coding region: 57-2402 (781 amino acids)
Biological process (GO): Arp2/3 complex-mediated actin nucleation; endoplasmic reticulum to Golgi vesicle-mediated transport
Cellular component (GO): endoplasmic reticulum-Golgi intermediate compartment membrane; cytoplasm
Molecular function (GO): actin binding; Arp2/3 complex binding
Source: RefSeq, a predicted model, not a curated record